Molecule: messenger RNA, 438 nt
Organism: Miscanthus lutarioriparius
Lineage: Eukaryota; Viridiplantae; Streptophyta; Magnoliopsida; Poales; Poaceae
Source: the annotation of a GenBank genome assembly
AUGUGCACCACUGCAGCGUCUGCCGUCUGCAUCAGCAGUGAUGGCGAGGCGGUAACCACGUCGGCAAUCUUCGCGGAGGCUGUGUCUGGAUCGCAUGUGCUCCUGAUCAAGGGGUUCUCCCGGACCAAGGGAAACGGCAACGGCAAGUUCUUCAGAUCCAGCUCAUUCACUGUGGGUGGCCAGCGCUGGUAUAUGAAAUUCUACCCCGAUGGUGAUCGAUCCGAAAGUGCCGAUUGGAUAUCGCUCUAUGUGCAGCUCGAUGAUAGCGACGAUGUGGAAGUGAAGGCUCGACUCAAAUUCAGCGUACUUGACGACAUGGGUGGAUCCGUGCCGACGUUUAGUCGGGAAUCCUCCUCUUUGGAUAUCUUCUGCUCCAAACAUCAAUCCUGUGGUUUCACCAAAUUCGUUGCAAGGAAGGACCUGGAGGAAUCGUCUUAA